This is a messenger RNA of Microthlaspi erraticum, 225 nucleotides long. The record is from the annotation of a GenBank genome assembly. Lineage: Eukaryota; Viridiplantae; Streptophyta; Magnoliopsida; Brassicales; Brassicaceae.
AUGUCGUUUGAGGAGUUUAAGCCACUAAACGAGAAGUCUCUCGUAGAUUACAUAAAGGCAACACCUGCUCUCUCCUCCAGGAUCGGAGACAAGUACGAGGAAUUGGUUAUCAAGGAAGUUGGAGAUGGCAAUCUCAAUGUGUCUUUGUUUCAGCUAAAACUCUGUUUCAGAUCUUCUCUUAGAAGUUUGAAAGUGCUGAAGACGCCUGUGAUGAAGCAAGCCUGA